UGAGUGUGCAAUGUGACUUCAGCCUGAGGCAAAGUUCUGUCACACAAAUAACUAGUUUUGGCAUUUUUUACUCCGCAGAUCUUACAAAGUUCACAACCGGCCUCUCUGUCUGCCACCACUGCAUACGUCACCAUAAUGGUUCAUCGCAGCUGCACUGUUGAGAUCAACAACAACUCCAACUACUACACUCUGGCAAAUCCAAGAGUGUUCACUGAGAGCGGCUGCUGUGAGGUUCCUUUGUCACCAUUUGUGGGCCCCUGCAGUAAUGCCAGUGCGCUGUUCAACAAGGUCACCGGCGCUGCAACCGGAGCUGUUGGCGUCUUUACCUACGACCUUUUCAACCCUAGCAUUAACGACUAUAGCCACAUCGUGGCGGUCAUGUACUCUGUGCCCUUUGACCGAAACCUCUACUCCAACUGGUUUGCUGUGGGAAUCUUUGAGAGAGGAAAUGACUGUGACUAUAAUCUUUACGACAUAAUGUAUAAUGGAAGUGAAAUGAACUUUGUAAGAGGAAAGGCUGACGGCUCCAGCAUUUGUUAUAACGGUGACUACGUGGCCGUCGGUGCCUCCAUGUCAGACAAUGGUGAAGCAGUUCUGAGGGUGGAUGUCAAUGAUGCUGUCAUGUAUUAAGCCAACAUACUGAGUUCACUGAGUUCAUACUGUUAUACACGAAAUAUAGAAACACAAAUAUAUAAAUAAAUGUUAAAUAUAGCUAGAAAUGCAAUGCUUAAUUACAAAUUAAAAACGUGUUUCCAUUAAGGUCAUGUUUCUUUUUAAUUGUCCAUAUAUAGACAAAAUGUAACUGCAGAAAAUUUAUGUUUUUCUCAGUUUCUGACUGAAGAUUUAAUUUAGCUGAAUAAUUUGCUUACAAUAAACUGAUUGCAUUCAAAAGUUCAAAGCGUCCACUGUCAAUAAAUUUAAAAAAUCUAACAAAUAAUUUAUGCAUGUCUUUGUCUUGUCUCUCAGGAAUGCCGUCAGAUUCAAAUUGUAGGAGAUGUAGCUCUGAUAUUAUCAAGGUAAUUUACAGCCAUAGAAGUUGGCCAUAUUUAGUCUAUCUUCCUGUCUGCAUCUGUACAGACAUGAAAUGCAAAUCAAAUAAGUGGAAGCAUCUUUGUUCUGCCCAGUUAUUAAAGAUGUAUUAAAGUCCUACGCCAGUCAUUGAUUAAAAACUAUUAACUAUACAAAAACUACAUAUUUUCAAGUUUUUUCUUGAUAAUUACAUGCCUCAAAAAAGCUUAGAUGCAACGCUAACGCACCAGCUCACCUCAGACUCUAAUCAAACAAUUCAAUAGUACACAAUUGCAAGGUGUAAUAAUUAAGCACUUCAGCCAUUAAAGCUCUAAACAGAAAACGAGGGGGGGAUUAUAUAUACUAGCGGGCUCCACCGUAGCCGCGCACCCCCCGCGGACGGUCUCAUCGGUCCGGCGGGUUUUGCACUGCCCUUUUUUUUUGGUGCGGACCAGUGAGGCGGCAAUGUCGGCAAUGUCGGCAGAAUUUUAAUGAGGCGGUGGCCUAUACCAGCGAGGCGGCCUGCCUCGUCGGUUAUAUGGGAGGGGAAACACUGUAUAGAUAGUAAAACACAACUGAACAUCCAGAACACUUAACACAACCAAUAGAAAUAUCUUCAAUUCAACCAGCAGUCCCAUGUCAACUCGUUUUAGUACAAGUUGUCACAACUGGU
Molecule: messenger RNA, 1681 nt
Organism: Acanthochromis polyacanthus (spiny chromis)
Lineage: Eukaryota; Metazoa; Chordata; Actinopteri; Pomacentridae
Exons: 3
Coding region: 136-630 (164 amino acids)
Biological process (GO): cytolysis in another organism; pore complex assembly; monoatomic cation transport
Cellular component (GO): pore complex
Molecular function (GO): channel activity
Source: RefSeq, a predicted model, not a curated record